UGCGCUGUCGGGUCAUCGCCCUGCCCCUGCUGUGGCUCCAGCUCCUCCCGCUGCUGCCCCUCUGCGCUUUGCGAGGUAAGCAGAGCAGGGUUUAAGCCGUCAGGGGAAAGCGUAGAGGGAGGCUUCCUGGAGAGAGAGGUCGCUCCAUCCCUAGAAAUGACGGGUCUGCGCCGGGCUGACCCUGAAAGGAGACGGGGAGCGCGGGGGAGGAAUUCCUAGAAGCUGCGAGGGGCGCCCAACCUUCCCCGACUCCGGGUCCCCAACGCGUGCGAGGCCGACUUCCGAGGAGAAAAGAGUCCGCAGCGCCUCUGGUCCACGACUCCGGCUGCCCGCGAGCGCCGGGCCGGAGUUAACCCCGGACUCUAGAGACGCGCAGACGCUAGAAAGUGGGGAGCUGUCCUAAGCCAGAGAAGCAAGCACCGGGGUCCGGGCCAGCUCUGUGCCCAGCUUUAGGCGCAGGUAAAAGGAAAACAACGCCCGGGGAGUAGCUCCUGAAGUCCAAACCAACUUCUUGGCUUCUUGGCUGAGCUCCCGGGAGUUUCAUCCAUUCGAUUUCCAGUUUCAGAUCCUCCUCAUCUUCUUUUGACAGGGAGUCGCAGUUCUCGGUCAGGUGUUUUUAAUUGUUGAAUUAACUACCAAGGGUUAAUGUACUGAAAGCUCACUCUUAAUGAGCAAAAAUGUGAGUUUCAGAUUUAACUAAGUUAUGGUUUGAGGAAAAGUUAGAAGGAAGACACCAGCAUCGGAGGAUUUAGAAAAUGAAAAACCUCUGCUUAUUGGGAAAGUAUUAGGAUCUGAUUCCAGGAGAGUAGAGACCUCCAUACUGGAUACCGAGGAAGGAGAUAUAGUCUAGUGCAAUCAAUAGUAUUUAUUAAGAACUUAUUAUAUACCAAGCACCACAGCUGGAAGAAUACUUGUUGGGGAGAUAGAAUAACUGGAUUCUAGUAUGACUUUGAGCCACUUGGAAGUUUCUUCUUUUCUGAAUACGUCUCAGGGACUUAGAGAAACACUGCAGUUCAGAUUCCUGUAGUUGCUUAAAUCAGGAGGAAGCCUACGGAACUGGUAGAUUAAGCUCCCCGACUGCAGGUAAGAAAGAGGGAAGAGAAUUGUAGAGGAUGAACUGGAACCAAUCAUCAGAGUAAAGAUUCCGGGUUUAGAUGAGAGAGAUGACUGUGUUAGGAACUUCUUGACAAAAUUUAUUGGCGGAAGCAACCAGUGUGGUGAUCGUUGCAAGAUGAUGAGCUCAGAGAGGCCUCUAAGAAUGCCCACAACCACCUCAAAUUGACUUUGCCUUCUUUGAAACACAAGUGUAUAUGAAGGGCACAAUCCUAGACUGUUCCUGUAAACAUGGUUAUGAUAGGAAGGAAGGCACUCCCUUGUUCAUUGUGUGUGGAGGAGUCAGCUCAAGGUAUUCUUCCUGGAAUGGAAAGUGUCAGUGUAAACGUAAAGCCCCUCAGAGCCAAGAAGAACAAAGUGUUACAAGUGCUCCUGGAGAACAGAAAGACAGAACUCAAACUACAAAGAACAGACUUCAGAUUUAUAAUCUCACAAGUCACUGCCAAGAACCUGUACUUUGGAGCCAUGCUAGUGAAACAAUGAGUUAUCAGUUUGUGGUGGGACAGAAACUUCAGUAUCAGUGUCUCAAAACAGCUAAGUAUGGAAGAACUGUUGAGAGUAUCUGCAGGAAAACCAAUGGAAAACCAACAUGGACUAAACCUGAUUUGAAGUGCACCAAUGCCGAUUCUACUGAAACAUCUGUACCAUCUUUAAUUAUUGCAGAAGAUCUGAUAUCAACUUCCACUGAAACAUAUGUAUUAUCUUCAUUAACUACAGAAGAUAAAAUGUCAACUUCCACUGAAACAUCUAUGCCAUCUUCAUUUACUACAAAAUAUAAGAUAGUACUUGCUGCUUGUGUUUUCCUCCUAAGUUUUGUAAUCUUCCUGGUCUGGAUCAUCUGGAGGAAAAGAUGGAGAAGGAGGAGAAGGCAAACUAACAAAGAAAAGACCAAAACAAGAGAAGUAAGAAGCCAACAAUACUGUGGCAAGGAUCACAUGACUGACUAUCCCAUAGGACUCUUAGAUACUUAGUAUGCUAGAAGCCUUCCUUAUUUUUCUCUGACAUGCCAAAGAGCAACCACAUAAGCUAAAUGUUCACCUGUCGAGUCAAAAUUAAUGGCAGCAAAUCUUCCAGAAGUGUCAGUUACUGACAUAUUUGAUCACUUAAAUUAAGAAGGAAGACACAGUACCAUAGUUACAGCAAAAACAAAGAUCAGUAUCUAUUAGGACUGCUUUACAUGGACUCUUAUCAGCUUCUAAACUCAGUCCAUCUUGAUCUAUCUGAUGUGACAAGCUGGUGAGCUCUCUAUUAGAAUGGCCUAGUAGGGAGAUAGAAAAAAAAAAAAAAUAGAGCUCUUUGCUAGGCUAAAAUUGUAAGUUUCCUUUAAGUGUCAAAAUAGUCUAUUUCCAUUCAUUUAUUCAUAUAUUCAUUCAUUCAUUUAUUCAACAAAAUGUUUAUUAACCAAUGGUUAUGUAUAGAAUACUGUGCUAAGACUUGAUGAAAUACAAGGAUAAAUAAGACUUGCUUUAUGCCUUAAAAAAUUCUAUUUGGUUGUGGGGUGAGAGAGAAAGGACAUGUACACAUACACACACACACUUCUUUAGAAAUAAUUCUCAAGAGGAUAGAAUAUCAGUAUGUUUGACCUUACUUCCCAGGCUUAGAGGCAAAUGAGAAAAGAAUUACUAUUUUUAAAUCAUCAACUUACCUGAAUCUACUGUAUAACUACAAAUUUUUAACAUACCCUCAAAAUUCUAACACAAAUAAACAGCAUGAUCUUCCUUCUUUCCAGUAUUUAGGUACAAUCUUCAUUCUUUUCCUGUUCAUAGGGAAUUUCUUCUUAUUUCUUUUGUCCCCUUUUUGGAUCUUUUUGAAUAUAUUACCUGUCAAUAUCUCUGUCUCAACUGGAGGAAACAAUGAGGAAGCAGAAGGGAAGUAAAUAUGCUUAAACAAACCUUAAGCAAAUUUGAUUAAGGUGACAAAAUUUAAAAAGCAAAACUAGAACUAUGGUUCCUCCCAUAUGAUAACCCUUUUGCCACCAUUUACUUAGUGGAUGUCAUAUCUGAAAUUUCAGAUUAUUGAGGGAAAAGGGAAGGAUCAUCCAGAGAUAUGAAUGAAGAUUUGUUAGCUAAUAAAUACAAUAUUCCUAUAAACAGCAGAACAUAAAGAAAAAAUGCUCGCUACUUUAGGAUUUGUUUUACUUUUGCCCCAAUUUCCUAAUACUGAAUGACACAACCAAACAAAACCCCAGCACAAAUUUAAGUAAUACCUGACCCUUUGGCUCCUUUGCUGACCUUUAAUGACCUGCCCUGCUUUCUGUAAGCUCUUAAGAGUAAAGAUUAUUUCUUUUUCUUUCUUCCUCCUCCUCUUCUUCUUCUUCUUUUUGUAUUUGUGUCCUUAACAUGCUGAAUAGAGCAUAACUAGCAUUUUUUAAAUAAUUGAUUAUUAAUGAAUUUGAUGUUAAACACACUAAAAGCUACAGACAAAUUCACUUUUUUCUUAUUAUUUAAGAUAGCUUAAUUCUAUUUUGUCUUCAUUGGAAACAGCUACUUAGAUUAUAAAUUCUCAGAAAGCAAGUGACAUGACUAUAAUUUUAUAUAGCAUUUCACAUAGUAUUUUAUCCAUUUGGGCACUAUGAAUAUAAUCAGAAAAUUUAGGGCUCAAAGGAUCUCAGAUGAUUAUCACUAGGACUAGACUGCAAUUCAAAUACACCAAUGUAUUUGUGACCUUGUUGAUUUUAAUACUCUUUCUAAUGAUAAAACUGUCAAUCCAUUCAUGUUUGCUCAUUCUAUAUAAACUCUUGUCUAUGUCCUCCAUAAGUUUGUUACAUAACAUUCAAUCAACAUUCCAGAGGCCUUCUUUAUUUUUUUCCUGACGUCCCAAUGAUAUCAGGGAAACACUCAGGCUAUCUACUUAUAAUACUUUAUCCUCAGUAGGUGACUAACUAGAAUACAUGACAUAUAAAUACAAACCAAGUCAAUUAUGUAAUUGUACUUCUCUGACCACAUUUGGCUAAAUCAAAAUGUAUAAUAAAACUAACAUUGACAUACAUAUUAGAAAGCACCUCUUAGCAAAUGUGUGAGUUGGAGUAGCUUAACUCAAUUCCCAAAUUGUUCUUGGUAGAAACAGCAUGGAUCCACCAGAGUUCCAAAUCCAGAGCUCUCCUUGGACUCAGGUCCUAGCAAUCCUGACUUCCUUGCCAGUUUGACUGCAAAAUCUGGUCUGAAAUCCUGCCUGCGUAAUCAUCAUGAUUCAAUUCCAGAUCCAGAGACUCUACCACUUAUGCCUAGAACUAAAAACAAUAAGCAAAACCAAACCCUGAGCCCAUUUCUUGGGCCUAUAGUGCAUGAUGGGGGAAGCCAUAAUGUGAAUGAAUAGGAUAGGUACUCUUUGAACAUUACCAGAAAAGAUGUCUUAAAGUGAUAUAGCUUGUUCUGAUUAUGCAAACAAAGGGAAAAGACUAUCUUUAGGUAGAUGGUAAGGGAAUGUAGAAAGUCUUCUCCCAAAAGCAAGUCCCUAAUAUCUACCACAUUUGCAUCUUCAUGUUACGUAAUCUGAGAAUGCACAAAGCAAAGCCCCACAUAAAUAGAAUUAUACUUCAUACUUAACGGGCAUAUAUGUUACAAACAAAGUCUAAAAUCUGUUUUCAGAUAAGCAUAUGGCCAAGUAGGAACUAUCUGAAAUUUUAAAAUAUGCAUUUUAAGGUCUUUUAAAACUAUUCGUACUAUUAGCUGAGUAGAGCUAAGCCAAAUAGGUAAUUUUCUGUCCAAACAAAUUCUGUAGUCUCUUUGACUUUCAGCUAACCAAAAUUCUCAAAAUUAUGCAUAGUAAAGAAGUACUUUUAUGAAUUCUUUUUUUUUAGCUUAAUGCAAGUUAGAUAUUAAAUAGUAUCUAUUACCAAGAUAGGUGUUAUAAUUCCAUUAGGAAUACUAUUUCAGGGGUGGCUAGAUGGCACAGUGUAUAGAGCACCAGUCCUAAAGUUCCUGAGAUCAAAUUCAGCUUCAGACAUUUAAUACUCACUGGGCAAGUGAGUUGGGCAAGUCACUUAAUCCAAAUUGCCUUGCCACCACCAUCCCCCCAAAAAGGAGUACUAUUUCAAAAUGAGGUGAGUUUAAAUGGUGUGACUCAAUACAAAACAUUUACUAUGCACUGAGUAUAGUUCUUUUGAUUUGAAGAGGGCUUAUUUUCCAUUAACAAAUAGAUGCCUAUUUAAAUGAACUAGUUUCUAAAUGUGAGCCAUAACAAAGGAGAAAUGUGAAUAAUUAGGAAUGUGCUCCUAAUUAUUCCUCCAAUAGAACAAAUUUCAUCUUAUAAAUGUAUUCUUUCUUCCCACACUUAGCCUACAGCAAACCAAUUUAUGGUUUUCAAAAGACAAUAUCUGGUUUCAUUCACAAAGACUUCUUCCCAAAAGUAAUAGACUCUCACUCACUGCAGAAGUAAUAUUUUUUAAAAGUUGAAGUUAAUUAAUGAAAAAAUUAGCUGACUUUUGUUUCCAAAAAAAAUGUCAUGAAAGAUUUCAGACACAUUCUUAAAUACUAAUAAGAAUGUGUUCUUUUUCUUCUGGAGUGGAACCAUUAAAGAGCUCUUGCCAACCAUGUCCCAAGGACAUAUGUUUUUCAGAUAGCUGGCUGUAAUUAAAAAUAAUUUCUGGUUAUAGAAAAAAGUCAAUAAACAACCCUGUCCUUUCUAGCAUCAUGAGCUAAUUCAUAAUUAAAAAUAGCAUAGAUUCCUUUGAAAGGAUUUUAUUUUUUGAGAACUGUGAUUUUAUUAAUGUAAGUUAUGGGAGAAGACACUCUUUACAAUCCAGAUCAGAAAAUAUUAUACUAUUUAGCAAGCACAAGUAUUUGCUCAAGGUCACAGAGCCAGAAUAAACUAGAGGUGAAUCUUGAACACAGUUUUCUUGAUUCUAUGAUUAGUUUUCUAUACUACAUUGCCUCUUUUAGAAAGAGAUCUGUGAUAUCAAUUCCAACACCUUUGUUUUUCAUUUGGGAGAAGGGAGGGAAUAUAUGUACAUAUAUACAUGUGUGUUUACAUUUUACAUAUGUAU
Sarcophilus harrisii (Tasmanian devil) is the source of this 6097-nucleotide messenger RNA. RefSeq names its product interleukin 2 receptor subunit alpha (gene IL2RA). Gene Ontology annotation, biological process: inflammatory response. The coding region runs from base 1311 to 2084 and encodes 257 amino acids. The transcript has 9 exons. Gene Ontology annotation, molecular function: interleukin-2 receptor activity; interleukin-2 binding. NCBI's taxonomy places the organism in Eukaryota, Metazoa, Chordata, Mammalia, Dasyuromorphia, Dasyuridae. The record is from RefSeq and is a predicted model, not a curated record.